Messenger RNA from Myripristis murdjan (pinecone soldierfish), 1792 nucleotides. RefSeq names its product family with sequence similarity 133 member B (gene fam133b). The record is from RefSeq and is a predicted model, not a curated record. The coding region runs from base 149 to 976 and encodes 275 amino acids. The transcript has 11 exons. Lineage: Eukaryota; Metazoa; Chordata; Actinopteri; Holocentriformes; Holocentridae.
CUGGCCGCUAGGUGGCAGCCGCGGCGCUGCCUCUCUGCUAGCGGUGAAGAGCAUGUACACAAACUGAGAAGGCUAGUUUAAUGUUAGCAAGUAGCGUUAGAGAGCUGCUUCUCCCGUGGCACUUUCCAGUUACGCUGAAUAAUUCAACAUGGGGAAAAGAGACAAUCGAGUGGCGUAUGUCAACCCCAUAGCUGCUGCCAGAGCCAGAGGACCCGUGCAGAACUCUGGACCAACCAUCCAGGAUUAUCUGAGCAGACCUCGGCCAACAUGGGAAGAGGUGAAAGAGCAGUUGGAGAAGAAGAAGAAAGGCUCCAGAGCCCUGGCUGACUUUGAGGAUAAAAUGAAUGAGAAAUGGAAGAAAGAACUCGCCAAAAACAGAGAAAAGUUAUUGGGUGACAAAGACAAGGAGAAGGAGAAAAAGACAACAGACAAAGAUAAAAAGAUAAACGACAAGGAAAAAGACAAGGAGGAGAAGAGAGAGAGAAAAGAGAAGAAGAGGAAGGAGAAGAAGAAAUCCAACAGGCAUUCUUCAUCUUCCUCCUCUUCAUCGAGUUCUGAUUCCUCCAGCAGUUCUUCCUCAGAGUCUGAAGACGAGGAUGAAAAGAAGAGUGUGAAAAAGAAGCGGAAAAGAAAGAAGUCAGCAGCCAGGAGACCAUCAGACGGCUCAGCAGCCGAAUCAGACGCCGAGAGCAAGAAGAAAAAGAGAAGAAUGAAGGAGGAAGGAGAUAAGGAGAAGGAUGAAAAGAUCCGCCGAAGAAAAAGAAAGGCAGAGAGAAGCCAUAGAGACUCGUCUUCAGAGUCCUCCGCUGAUUCUGAAGGGGAGGAAGGAGUUGAAGCCAAGAAGAAAAAGAGAAGUAGUGAGGAGAAGGACAGAAUUACAGACAAAUCCAAGAAGAAGAGGAAAAAGAAGCAUAAGAAGCACGGGAGGAAGAAGAAGAAGAAGGCAGCAUCUCAGUCGGGCUCAGAGCUUGACUAAGGGUCUGUUUUCGUCUUCUGUUGGACAGUUCACUAGUAGAGCUUUUGCCUUUGACUACCAAAAAGUUCUCCCAUCCAACCUUGACCAUCACACUUGAAUGAGGAGGCCUAUGGACUUGCUAGGAUCCUGCUAGUGAAGUGAUGGAACUGAGGGGGCUUCCAUCCCUCUAUGGCAACUACACAUAUUUUCUUUAUUUUAUCUUUUUUUUUUUUUUUUUUGGAAUAGAUCAUAGUGCAUUGAUUUAAAGGUCAGUGACAGGACAUGUGAAAUCCAAAUCUGCCCUCAGGCUUUGUGUAACUUACCAACUCAUGACCAUGUCUCCCAGAAUUUGGACACAUGAGCAAAAGCAAAAUGGCAGUUGUCAGGACUGGGUUUGAGAUUGCUUUCUGAUGAAAAAUCUGACGUAUAAGGGCCUCAGAGCCGAUUUUAAGGGCCGAUUUUGAGUGUUUUUCCUCAUGUUGGAGAUUUUAGUGUUAUCAUGGGUUCUACUUAGCAGCACUCAUUUUCACCUUCACUCUGCUGGCCCUGUCGAAGUUGCUCUGUCUGCUUUACACCUGGACAUCUUGCAUUUCUAGUGCUGAAGUCACUAGAUGAGGCUGUUAUGCUAGUGCCUGUGUCAUGCAUGUAUACCUGAUAUGACCUCUCUUGUCUCACCAGCCUCAUAUUGAAGUUGGACUUGUGAUAAAAAUGUGAGCUACAUAGUCAGCAUUUAUACAAGGGGUAAUUGUUCCAGUAGAGGAUGAGUUGAGUUCCACUGCAAUGUAAAUGUAUAAACAAUGGGAAUUAAUUAAUAAAGUAUUCUUGUUUUAUCCUUGA